Molecule: messenger RNA, 4015 nt
Organism: Neodiprion virginianus
Lineage: Eukaryota; Metazoa; Arthropoda; Insecta; Hymenoptera; Diprionidae
Gene: SH3PX1
Product: sorting nexin lst-4
Exons: 5
Coding region: 123-1745 (540 amino acids)
Biological process (GO): plasma membrane tubulation; endosomal transport; endocytosis
Cellular component (GO): cytoplasmic vesicle; plasma membrane
Molecular function (GO): phosphatidylinositol binding; protein binding
Source: RefSeq, a predicted model, not a curated record
UUAGAUAGUCAUGUUGGCAAAGUGCGACUGAUAUAAUCGGUCUGGCGAAUAAAAAACGCCGCGAAAACAUUUUACCAACUCGUUUCAACUGACGUUUAAGAGGUUCUGGUGACACUAGCAACAUGGAGGGUCAUCAGGUACAAGCCCUGUAUGACUUUACUGGAGAGCCAGGGACUGCCGAGCUCUCCAUCAAUGCUGGCCAAAUUUUAACCGUCAUCAGAGCUAACGUUGGAGAUGGAUGGUGCGAGGGCGUUAAUCAGAGUGGAAAGUCUGGACUCUUUCCGGCUGCUUAUGUACAGCCUGUUGAUCCCAAUGCUUCCGCGCCUCCAAUGACAGGCAGUACAACGUCGUCGCAACAGGGUACGGGGGAUUAUUGGGAUGACGAUUGGGACGAUGACUCGGAAGCUGGUCACGAUACGCCAGCUCCUGUCAAUCAACAACAGCAUCACCCACAACAGGCUGUACAACCGUCGUCGCAACCGGUAUAUCCGGAUUACGCAGAUUCAAUUUCAACGCAUACGGUUCACUCAGUCAUAUCGGAAAGACCGAUAUCUAACGUCCCUAAAAAGAAUACAAAAUUUUCAACCCUCAUCAAGUCGGGGGAAGACAGUUUUUUAAUGGGAACAAAAAUAGUCGUUGUACCUGAUAACGAGAGAGUGUUUAUAGAGGAAAAUGAAGAGAGACGAUGUGUGUGGGUGCCGGCUAUAGAUACGUACAAUUGCGUUGUUACUUCACCUAAGAAAGAGUCUAAGCUCAAGGGACUCAAAAGCUUCAUUGUUUACCAGUUGACACCGACGUUUAACAAUAUACAAGUGUCGAGGAGAUACAAGCACUUCGAUUGGUUACACGAAAGACUGGAAGAAAAAUACUGCUUUAUUCCAAUACCGCCAUUGCCGGAUAAACAAAUAUCGGGUCGUUACGAGGAACAGUUUAUAGAGCAUCGUAGAACUCAGCUUCAAGAAUUUGUCGAUUACGUUUGUAGACAUCCGGUUUUAUGUCGCAGUCGAGUAUGGGAACAUUUUAUGACUUGCACAGACGAGAAACGAUGGAAGGCUGGAAAACGGCAGGCGGAAAAAGACGAACUGUUGGGAGUGAAUUACUUCAACGUACUUCAGUGUCCGGACACACCUUUGGAUCCGGUUAAAGUCGACAUAGAGAAUGACGCUUUUGCCAAAUUUAUCAACGGACUUGAUCCGGUCGUUAAAAACUUUAUGGCAAUGGCUGUUGACCAGUCAAAGAAACACCAGGUUUUGUACAAGAGAGAAUUUCAGAAAAUUGCCCAGUCUUUUACAUCCUUAGGUUUUGCUCUUGACGCCGACGAUAAUAGUAGAGGUAUACUGAAUUCCGCUUUAAAAGUAACGGGAGAUGCUUACAACGAAAUUGGAAAAUUGUACGAGGAACAACCGAAAUUUGACUGGGAACCACUUGGCGAUAAAUUUCAUAUUUAUAGAGGAAUAAUUAGUAGUUUCCCCGACGUUAUUAGCAUACACAAGAGCGCCGUACAGAAGCGAAAGGAUUCGGAGAGGCUAGUCAGCGAGCAUAAAAUGGAGCCGCAACAAUUACGAGAACUUUCGCAUCGAACCGACGUAAUAGCCAGAGCUCUGAUGGCAGAGGAAACACAUUUUCAAAUGGAACGCGAGGUCCACAUCAAACAAGCUAUGAAAAAUCAUCUAACCGAGCAGAUCGCUUUUUAUAAAAAAAUUGUCAACAAAUUGCAGGAAGCGUUGAAUGCUUACGACGGUUGAAAAUUAAAUUGAACAGCAAGAGGUACUAACGCUCAUAAUCUCUGUACGCAUAAGCAAUAACACGAUUCAUUUCUCUCGUACUAGUUGAAUUUUUGUUCAUUCGCUUUUUGUCAGACUCGUCAAAAUGGGGAAAAAUUUAAUUUCGUCAUGUCCGUACUGAUAAAUUUAUACAAAUUCUAAUAACGAUUUCGAAACUUUUACCAUCGUUACAUUUAACGUUCGGUGAGUUACGCGUCUGGAAAGCAUGUGAGAGAGUAAAAAGUAUCUAAAAAAUAAAAUGCUUACCUUGUUAUCAUAGAUUCCUAUACGUCACUUGCCGUUACAUGCGUUAUGAAUGAUUGUUGACCUGUAAAUAAUUAGCUAAAUCUAUCCGACUGUAAAUCGUACGUUGCUAACAUCGGUACUUGUAUAGUUUAGUAUAUUCACCUUUUUUUUUUUUACCCCGAUUCGUCCAAUUGCUACAGGGGCCAAAACUUCGUAAAACAAGAUAACGUGUUGUAUAUAUGUACAACUUUUCGAUGUUGAAUAUUUUGAUAUGAUAAAUUGAAUGCAUUUACGUCAAAUAGCAUUUAUAUAGAACUUACGCUUAUGGGUGAUUUUUUUUUUUCCUUGAUCCUUCAAUUGCAUUCUUGUUUAGCUUUCGUUAAAUCAACAUUUCGGAUAUAAUUAUUGAUUAUAUUCGAAAGGUGCUCCAACUUUGACGUUCAAAGUUAAUGAAUCAUUUAAUAUAUGGCAUCUUUUGUGUGUGUGUGUGUGUGUGUGUGGCUAGGGUGGUCAUUAAAAAUAAUUAUUUUUGAACUGCGACGGUCUCACCUCCUAAAUUGGCUCCAAAUAAUUCACCAACGAUUCUCUAAUUGUUUCAGAGUUUUAUCUCAACUUUAACCUGCGCCGCCAGAGAGUCGAUUUUCCCAUUUAACCCUUUUCAAGGGAACAGUAAAACUGCCAAACAGAUUUUGAUGAAAUUUGAUGGAGGAGGGUUUCUUGGAUCGCUGAUUACGUAUGAUGACUCGAAAUUUAAAGAUUUCAAAAUCUGAAAAAAUUUGGGAAUUAUUUUUGAAUCCUUUGGAGCUGAUUCGGUGGUUGAGACAUUCGAAAUUCAUAAAUUUCAAGAACCAUUCUAGUGUGUAUGUUAUGUAUCAUCGUAUUAGUGCGCCCGUGUGUCCGCGUAUAUACAUAUACAAAUACCUUUUACAGUUGAAAUUUUGACAAUUUACAAUACGAGGUCGGUAUGAUAUUUAUUUCAGUAUCGCACGAGUAACGAUUAUCAAUGUCAUUAAUAUUACUAUUAUUAUUAUUAUUAUUCUUCUUAUUGUAUAAUUUUCUCUUCAAAAACCAAAUUUUAACUGGAAAAUCGUAAUCCGUAUAAAUAGGUAUACUUAUCCGUAUAUUAUAUUUAUAUAUUUAUAUUCGUAGGUACGAAUAUUUCAUCUGGAAUAUACAUUACCUUGUGCAUAUUACUAGUAUUUAUUGUUAUUAUUAUUAUUAUUUUAUUUUUUAUUUUAUUUUUUAUUUUUUUUUUUAUUUUACGAUUUUGGGAGAUCUAAAAUUAACAAUUUUUCUAUCGAAGGGAAUAACCGAUUCUUGAAAAUUGAUUCAUACGACGCGUAACAAAUAUUCCAAGUUUUAGUGAAAAAAUUAUUUUCCGCAUUAUUCACACAGUCAAUGAAUUGAGAAGGUCUGAAAUAAAAUAUUAAUAUAAUGAAAGAUAGAAACUGUGAUAUGCGGUAAUCGGAGUGGUUCAAAAUCACAUUAUUAGUUGAAAAUAUAGCAACCAAGAUUCGAUUUCGAUUUCAAAAAAGUUCAUCGUAACAUCAAAAUUGACCAAAUAAUUUGAUGCGAAAAAUUUAUUGUGUAAAAUUCCAUGUUCGUGGCGAUAAUAAUUAGAUGGACUGUAAAAUUAUGUCAAUACGAAUUUAUCUUCUCGCACAUAUAUGUGUAAAUUAUGUAUCGAAACAGUGAAGCAUUUUGUAUAUGUAUAUAAUAUUUAUAAACAUCUGAAAACUCAAAAACACUACUCACAAUUAAUUUUAUAAAUUGUAUGUCAUAUGUCAUUUGGAUGAAGAUUGUUCCAUGUUGUUAUGCGAACGAAUCGAUCUUUAAUAAACUUGUAUUAUAUUACAAUUUCUAUAUUCGUUUAAACUUUCAUCUACUCGAGGACGAUUUUUGCCGUCAUUUUUAUUAUGCCCUGCGGGUUUUAUUCUUCUCUCGCAUAAAAUUCGCUCUGACUGUUUUCGCGAAAAUAGUGAAAAUAGUGAACAAUAGUUAGUAAU